Messenger RNA from Microsporum canis CBS 113480, 1076 nucleotides. Its product is annotated as homoserine kinase. Lineage: Eukaryota; Fungi; Ascomycota; Eurotiomycetes; Onygenales; Arthrodermataceae. The coding region runs from base 18 to 1076 and encodes 352 amino acids. Gene Ontology annotation, molecular function: homoserine kinase activity; ATP binding. Gene Ontology annotation, biological process: L-threonine metabolic process. The record is from RefSeq and is a predicted model, not a curated record. The transcript is spliced from 4 exons.
CAAAAAGCAAAAAAGAAAUGGCAUCUUUUACAAUUAAAGUCCCUUGUUCGUCCGCCAAUAUCGGCCCAGGAUUCGAUGUUAUUGGCUUGGCGCUAUCGAUCUUCCUUGAGUUGCAUGUUACUGUUAAGCCUACCCCAGCAUCCAAUCUUCGAUUAAAUUGCGGGAUUACUUACGAAGGGGAGAAUCCUGAUGAAGUCAGCCUCGACCCUGAAGUAAAUUUAAUUACCAGAGUAGCACUAUACGUGCUCCGGUGUCACAAUCACCAUGCAUUUCCUGACGAGUGUCACGUCCAUAUCAAAAACCCGAUCCCAUUGGGGCGUGGGUUGGGCUCCAGCGGUGCUGCUGUGACCGCUGGUGUUGUCUUAGGCAAUGAGGUUGGUAAAUUGGGUCUGGAUAAGGCCAGAAUGCUAGACUAUUGUCUCAUGAUCGAGCGCCAUCCAGAUAAUGUUGCCGCAGCCCUAUAUGGUGGCUUUGUUGGCACAUACCUGAACGAGCUAAAGCCAGAGGAUCUAGCAUGGAAGGAGAUUCCUCUAAGUGAGGUACUUCCUGCUCCCGCCGGAGGAAUAGAUACAGGCAUCAAACCACCAGAGCCGCCAAUUGGAAUUGGACAUUACAAGAAAUUCCCAUGGGCAAAGGAAAUCAAAGCCAUUGCCAUUAUACCCGAUUUUGAACUUCCCACAGCUAAAGCAAGAGAAGUACUUCCUCAAACAUAUUCGAGGGCUGAUGUUAUAUAUAACCUCCAGCGUGCAACCCUACUCCCCUCAGCAUUGGGCCAAUCUCCCCUGGAUCCUGACAUGAUCUAUCUCGCUAUGCAAGAUAAGGUGCACCAGCCCUAUCGAAAGCACUUGGUCCCUGGUCUGACGGAGAUCUUGAAUUCGAUGAACCCAACUACUCAGCCAGGCCUGCUUGGUAUUUGCCUUUCAGGGGCAGGCCCAACUAUACUGGCUCUUGCGACGGAAAAUUUCACACAAAUCGCUGAAAGAAUAAUAGAGAAUUUCAAAGCCAAUAAUAUCCAGUGUGAUUGGAAGGUGUUGGAUCCUGCAGAUGACGGGGCCAGCGUAGUUUAUAAUAGUUAA